AUGGCGCCUUACAAGCCCAUACUUCUCCUCUCCCUACUCUUUACUGGCGCCAGUCAUGCCCAUUGGAUCCCUUACCAACCAGACGUGCUUUCGGAUCCUAUUUCUAAUCUCGGUCCGAAAGAAAUGGAUAGUCCACAGGGUCAACCGAAUAAAGCUGAUUACCCUACUACCUCUUGGGUUUGGGACGAUAAGACGACAAUUACUUUCGAAACUAUGACUUUGGGGGAAACUCAAAGCGUGCUGCCGACUCAAGUCGCGGUGGCUGUGAGGUCUUAUUUCCCUCAAUUGGUUCCGGAGUUUAACAAUAGUCUUUUGUCGAACAAUUCGUAUGGCUGUGGAUAUGGAAUGUCGAACUGUGGUCACGUUGGCAUGCCGAAUAUCUGCUGUCCAGAUAUUCUUAUUAUCUCGCCUAUUCAAGUCUCACUUGAGAAUUCCUGCUACAAGACGGAGAGAUCUUCUAUUGGUGUCAUCUGCUGCCAGGAUCCUAUUAUGUGUGAGCGGAUCGAGCAUCAUCCGGAUGAAUAUCCUACGUUUGAACUUGGUUGCAUGACUGGGCACCAUGAAUGCCCAGAUGACCUUGGAGGUGGCUGUUGUGCCGACGGGUUCAGUUGCGCUAAGGAUGGUUGCUAUGAAAGUCUCACGAAUGAUACGUAUACGGGACCACUUGGAGGCGAUCCGAGAGAGACUUUAUAUCCUCCUUAUACACGAAACACGCGCCGCGACAGCAUCGAGACAAUAUCUGCCUAUCCUACAAAUGGGCCUCGAUUCAGGGUUCGCAAAUCCGCCCUCACUAUUCUUAAAACAGGCGAAGAGGAGAAAUGCAUUGGACCUCAAUUUCAAGAUUUACUUUCAAGCCUCACGGACGGGGUCGGACAGGCUGUUCAAAGCGUUGUUGACGGAUCCGGUGUCGUUCUUACUCUGACAAAGGCAAUUGGUGGUAUCGCCACGCAUAUUCCUGGCGCAUCUGGUCCUCUCGGUCAACUCGGUGGUAGCAAUAACACUCUGAAUAUUAUAAAUGGGGCUGGAGGUGCUCUUGGUAGUGCACUCAAGUCUGAUGGAUCCUCCUUUAUCAAGGGUAGCUCGACGGCUUGGCCUCGUAUAUUUUCAGGUGCUGGUGGUCACACUCAGUAUUUGGCCUUAUCGCUCGUCCUUCAUGGUAUUAUUGGAAUGAGGUUGAAUCCCGCUCGAGUUUUGCUGAACCACGGAGUCAGAAUUUAG
Molecule: messenger RNA, 1218 nt
Organism: Orbilia oligospora ATCC 24927
Lineage: Eukaryota; Fungi; Ascomycota; Orbiliomycetes; Orbiliales; Orbiliaceae
Exons: 2
Coding region: 1-1218 (405 amino acids)
Source: RefSeq, a predicted model, not a curated record